Messenger RNA from Dictyostelium discoideum AX4, 861 nucleotides. RefSeq lists its product as hypothetical. The transcript is spliced from 2 exons. Bases 1 to 861 code for a protein of 286 amino acids. Lineage: Eukaryota; Evosea; Eumycetozoa; Dictyosteliales; Dictyosteliaceae. Gene Ontology annotation, biological process: protein import into mitochondrial matrix. The record is from RefSeq and is a predicted model, not a curated record. Gene Ontology annotation, cellular component: mitochondrial inner membrane; TIM23 mitochondrial import inner membrane translocase complex.
AUGAAUAAUAGUAAUAAUAUUUUCAAAUUUAUAACAUCAAAUAUUCAAAAACAAGUUAUUUUAAAUAAAAAUAAUAAAAUUUUAAAUAAAUCAUUAUAUUUAAAUAACUAUUAUUAUAAUAAAAAUAUUGAAAAUGCUAAAAUUAUAAAUCAAACAGCAACAACAGCAACGAUAAUUGUACCAUCAUUAAAUAAUAGAAAUAAUUUUAACAAUAUAAUUAGAAAUUAUAGUAAUAGAGGUUACCCACAUCGUAGAUAUAAUAAUAGUAACGAUGAUGAUGAUGAUAAUAAUGGUAGAUUAAACUUUUUACCAAGUAAAGAUAAUAAGGAUUCACUAUUGGAGAGAAUAUCAGGUGUACUUGUAGGACUUGCAUCGGUUGCUUUAUUAGUUUAUGUAUUUUAUGAUGGAGCUUUUGAAAUUGUUAUAAAUAAUUUAAUUUUCAAGAAAACAGUUGACACAUUAAGAUCAAAUGAAAAGGUUCAAGCAGUUUUUGGCCAAGAUUUCACUGCUAAAGGUUUAGGUUUUCGUUCAAAUGGCUCUUUUAAUUAUAAACAUAGUGUUGAUAAAAAUGGUGAUAAAAUAGUUUUUAUUAGUUUUAUGAUUGAAUCAGAGAAAGGAAAGAUUGGAGUUGUUGAAUGUAAAUCUGUUAGAACUAGUACAUUAGAUUUAGAAAUUAAAAUAUUAAAAGUUAAAUAUGAAAAUUAUAAAACAAUUACAAUUGUUGAUGAAGCAUUACCAAAGAAAUUUAAUAAUAAAUUAAAGAAUUUCCUUUCAAUAUUUGGUAUAACAAUUAAUAAUAAUAAUGGGAAUGAUAAUAGUGGUGGUAGUAGUAGUAGUAGUAGUGGUGGAUCAUCAAAUUAA